AUGCUCUCUCAGCCCCUCCACGUCUUUGUUUCUUUUGGAUCCUGCGGCUUCUAUGGAUUUGUUGAGAAGAACAUUGAUGAACUGGAAGCUGAGGAAGGUGAAGCAUCUAGAGUUGAGAAUGCUGAUAGUGUUGAAAGUGAAGAUAAUAUUGUAGUUGAUGACUCCCGCUGUGACAAUGCUGGUUUUCAAAACAAGGAUGAUGAAGAAUUUGAGAAUGACACAACAAUCGGAGGUUCUGAAGAUGUCCAAGAUUUAAAUGCGACCUUGGAAAAACUUACAGUGCUCACAUUGAAGCAAGCUACAGAGGAAUCUAUUUCAAACUUCACUGACCAUUUGGAUACUCCAGUGCAACUCAAAGAAGACGAGCAUAACGUGGUAGAAGUUUGUUCAGCUCGAAACGGAAAAUGCUGCUUAUAUAAUUGCUGA
Messenger RNA from Striga asiatica, 426 nucleotides. NCBI's taxonomy places the organism in Eukaryota, Viridiplantae, Streptophyta, Magnoliopsida, Lamiales, Orobanchaceae. The record is from the annotation of a GenBank genome assembly.